This is a messenger RNA of Esox lucius (northern pike), 1150 nucleotides long. Its product is annotated as L-rhamnose-binding lectin CSL1-like. Bases 104 to 1051 code for a protein of 315 amino acids. The record is from RefSeq and is a predicted model, not a curated record. Gene Ontology annotation, molecular function: carbohydrate binding. NCBI's taxonomy places the organism in Eukaryota, Metazoa, Chordata, Actinopteri, Esociformes, Esocidae. The transcript has 13 exons.
GUUCCUACUGUAUCUCACUUCCAGGAACAACUAUCACUGUGUGCUUAAAGACUCUUCAUAGUCCCAUGCUGAAAAGUCUCCAACAAAGGUCCAUGAUAACAGAAUGCUUCUUAACCAAUCGGUUUUAAUAAUCCUGCUCCAGGUCAGUCUCUGUCUGGGUUAUGGAAUGUCAGUAUUGGAGAACCGGUUCCUGACGUGUGUUGAUCUAAGCCUCCAGUGUGACCACGGUGUGCUCAAGGUGUAUGGGGUCAAAUACCGCACCAACGAGAAGUCAACAGAUGAAAGCCCUAAACCCUGCUCUGACACGGAGGCCUUCAACACCUUAUCAGAGAGGUGUGACGGUAAAGGGCAGUGUCAAGUGACGACCCCAAGCAGUGUGUGUGACCUCUGUAACCCCGCCCAAUUGAAUCAGCCCUACCUGGAAGUAACCUAUGGCUGCCUUGAAAGCAAGCACGUGACUACUUGUGAUGGGGCUGGCAUGGUGCAUCUGGAGUGUGACGACGGUUUGGUCUUCGUUCAGAAGGCGGUGUACGGGAGGACAGACAGCCAGACCUGUAGUCAGGGGCGACCACAGGGUCAGCUGACUAACACACAGUGUUCCCAGGAAGGAACUCUGACUCGCUGGUCCCAGAGGUGUGAUGGGAAGCGGAUGUGUGAAGUGAACAUGAAAGUGAAUCACGUUUCCGACCCGUGUUACGGAACCUACAAAUAUCUGGACGUCACCUACAUCUGCGUGCCUGCCAGGGUCAGUAUCACCUGUAGUGACUCGACCAGCUCCCUGGACUGUGGCAAGGGUGUGAUAAAGGUGUUCCAUGCUAACUUUGGACGCCGGGACGGCACAACCUGCUCAGCCGGACGCCACGAGCUCAGCGACCAGAACUGCCUGCAACCCAAAGUCCUGGAAGUGGUAAAGAAAUGGUGUGAGGGAAAGAGUCGCUGCACUGUGGGUCACGACCCGACCUUCGGUGACCCCUGUUAUGGAACCUACAAAUACCUGGAGGUUUCCUACAGAUGCCUGGGAGGUGAGUACAGAUGCCUGGGAGGGUAUUGAUCGCCUGGCUUGGUCCUGGGACCUACUUCUAAGGACGACUUGGCCGACUGGAUUCAGUUUUUAAGCAACAAAUCAAUAAAUCUGUUCAACGAAUGCAAA